Molecule: messenger RNA, 2064 nt
Organism: Gavialis gangeticus (Gharial)
Lineage: Eukaryota; Metazoa; Chordata; Crocodylia; Gavialidae
Gene: SPOUT1
Product: SPOUT domain containing methyltransferase 1
Exons: 12
Coding region: 191-1339 (382 amino acids)
Biological process (GO): miRNA processing; maintenance of centrosome location
Cellular component (GO): kinetochore; mitotic spindle; spindle pole centrosome
Molecular function (GO): miRNA binding
Source: RefSeq, a predicted model, not a curated record
GGACUUCCCUGUUGGAGUGAAGCUCCACCGUUUUCCGUCUGCCAUCCAGCCCCGGAACUAGCCAGCCCCCGCUUAGCUUCAGAGGCAGCGCGCAGCCCCUCGCUUCGCCGGGUGGGGGGGUGAUGAUGCGUGCUUUCCUCCACCAAUCAGCUGCCAGCGAAGAGCAGGGCGGAAGCGCAGGAGCAGCAAGAUGGCGGAAGCUCCCGGCAAGCGGGCGCGGGGUGCGGAGGGGGAAGAGAAGAUCGACUGGCGAAAAUGGAAACAAGAAAAAAAGGCUGAAAAGAAAAAAUGGAAGGAAAUCAAGUUGUUGAACAGACUGGAAAAGCAAAGAAUGCAGAAGCUAAUGGUGAAACAAAAAGAGGAAGAAAAGCCUAAAGAAGACAAAGGACGUCACUACACCGUUAGUGUAGCUUUGCCAGGCUCUAUACUGAACAAUGCACAGUCCCUGGCAUUACGGACAUACCUGGCUGGGCAAAUUGCCCGGGCCUGUGCCAUCUUCUGCGUGGAUGAGAUUGUGGUAUUUGAUGAGGAAGAAGAAGGCUCAAGGAGUGUGGAGGGGGAGUUUCAUGGAAUUGGGAAGAAAGGACAGGCUUGUGUGCAGCUGGCUCGGAUUCUGCAGUACUUGGAAUGUCCUCAAUACCUGAGAAAAUCUUUUUUUCCAAAACACCAGGAUUUGCAGUUUGCAGGGCUCCUGAACCCCUUGGACAGCCCCCAUCACCUGCGGAUAGAUGAAGACUCAGAAUACCGGGAAGGGGUGGUGGUAGACCAGCCCACCAAGCCAGGCAAAGGCUCCUUUGUGGACUGUGGAAUGCGGAAGCGGGUGCAGAUAGACAAACAGCUUGAACCAGGCCUUCGAGUCACUGUUCAACUAGAUCAGCACCACAAUCCAGAUUGCAAGACAAGGAAAGGCACAGUAGUGUCCUCGCACCAUCCAAGAACUGUGUCCGGCCUAUACUGGGGUUACAGUGUCCGGUUAGCCUCCUGCCUAAGUGCUGUCUUUGCUGAAUGUCCUUUCAAAGAAGGCUAUGACCUCUCUGUUGGAACGUCAGAGAAAGGGACCUGUGUGGACCAAGCAGUUCUCCCCUCCUUCAGACAUGCCCUGAUAGUAUUUGGAGGUCUACAAGGAUUGGAAGUGGGUGUGGAUGCUGACCCAAACCUGGAGGUCAGUGACCCGAGUGUCCUGUUUGACUUUUACUUGAACACCUGUCCCAGCCAGGGCAGCCGCACCAUCAGGACUGAGGAAGCCAUACUGAUCUCUCUAUCUACACUGAGACCCCGGAUCGACGAGGCUGUGAAGAAGCCACUGGCUCCUGAAGGAAAGCAAGCUGGUGAUUUAUGAAAUGAGAACCUGCCUCCUCGUACUGCUCCUGUCUUGGAGAUGGACUGCUGCUCAUUUAGUUUAUUCUAAGGACUAGAAGCUGGGAGCUAUAGGUAGUUUCCAGAUUGUUGGAGGCUAACAAAAGUACAAUGUAAAUAAAAGCUACAUCUUUACUGAGUGACAGUCUCAUACCAGAAGCAAGCAAUAUAACUUUAAAGUCGCUGGAGCCAUCAGAAGCCUGAGCUCUUGAACCUAGGCCAUGCUGAUAAGUGGAGCUGGCUGGCACUUUAACAGGGAAAGUCCAUUGGUGAAUCACUAAGCAGCAAAAAUGUUUUGGGACACGUAUGAAAAUCUGCACUGGACUGAAGAGUCGGGGUAGUACCCACAGAGUCUGUGGAUUGAAAUUAGUGACUCCCAUUGAUCUUUCAGAGCUGUAUUUCUUAAGCACCUCUACAGACUAUGCAUCUUGUUUUUAAAGGCAUUACAUGUCUUUUGAAAGAGUAACACCUAGGAAGGGCAUGGCUUUCUAAUGCCUCCUGUCACUGAUGGCUAUCUUCCAAGUGGCUGAGUUCUUGUAAAGCAGAACUGUAACUUAACUCUUUGCACUCACCUCUCCAUACUUAGGUCAGUAUGUCAGUUUAAAAUUCUGGAGAUGUAGGCAAUGCAAAGAAGUGCCCAGGCAUCUGUAGCAGUAGAUAGGACUGCUUUAGGUGACAAGUCCUCAGUAGUGCUACAAUCCAGGCGGG